UUGGACUUGAAUGAGGUAAAGUCCGUCCGUCGCGCCAGACGGCUGGGAAAAACGCCGGGAAUACUGGAGCACAGAGCCCGGACAGCGGGACGGGGGUGGGGGGACGUCGGCUAAAGGCAAGCCGCAACGAAAGCCCCUCAUAACCGCAUGUAAAACAGAAUCGUUACUGAAGAAAGCGGAAAAGCCUGCGUCAGUGUUUUUAUUCGCCCGCGCGCGGAGGAGCGACGAGCGAGGGAGCGCGCGCGCCCGCCUCGUCCACGUCGAUCCGCGAGAUCGUUUUGAAUGUUCGGCUUCAUGGGUCUGAUGAACGGAACCACGGACACCCACACCAAUGUCUCCUGUACUUGUAACUGCAAGCGGUCCACCUCAUUCCAGAGUAUGGCCAUCACUCAGCUGGAGUUUGUGCAGAUUCUGGUGAUCGUUGUGGUGAUGAUGAUGAUGGUGGUGGUCAUCACAUGUCUGUUGAAUCACUACAGACUCUCUGCACGAUCUCUCAUAUCACGCCACGGACGGGCACGUCGACGUCACCUGCCCCUGCCAUCGGAGGGCAGUUUGUGGUCAUCUGAUUGUACAGGACCGUCUGGAGCCAUGAGUGAGCAGGUUUAUGCUCCUCGACCGCCCGACCACGUCCCUUCUUACCUGCAGCGUGAACGUCUGUCCCGCCUUCAGCCCACCUACCCCUACUUGCCGCACGCCAUCAUCGACCUUCCCCCGACCAUCCCGCUGUCAGACGGAGAAGAACCACCGCCAUACCAGGGUCCGUGCACUCUCCAGCUCCGAGACCCAGAACAGCAGCUAGAGCUCAACAGAGAGUCGGUCCGUGCCCCUCCUAACCGCACCGUCUUCGAUGGUCCGCUCAUCGACGCGUCGCUGUGCCCACCGAGCGUGAACGCGGGCAUCAGCGCUGGCAGGCUAGAGGGAGCUCCGCCCGCCUACAGUGAAGUAAUAGGGCACUACUACCACCCCACGUCUUUACAGCACCACACGCCGACUCGACCCGGCACGGUUGCGCCUCUGAUGCAGGGCGUGUUGCAGUCGCCCCAGCUCAUCUGCACGGACAGCAAAAACGCUCCCGCAAUAAAGAGAAGCACAAAGCUCAGCAGGUCUGACAUUACCGUGGUUGAUGUCAGAGCAAAGCAAUGUUGACACGGGCUGCGGUACGAGAGACUGAUGCAGCCGAGCGCUGGCGUGAGGGCUAACUUCCCUCAGAGUGCUUCCUGUUUGCCAGGGUAAGGAGAAGCAGUCAUGCAAAAGACUCGAAGCGGCUGCCCGUUCUCUUGCCAGUUUUUGCUUUCAUGACUCAUGACCUUGAUGCAAGGUUUCAAACUUUCUAUAAAUAUUUCUGUGUUAUUUGUCGUCAGUGCUCUUGAAAUACUCGGACAAGCUCCCAAACGGAGAGUUUGCCUCUCAGCAUCCUCCACUCUUUUCCUAAGUGAUUUUUACAUUUACUUGCUUGUCAUUGACCACGGUCACAAAUGUGAUGCGGUCCGUGUGUGAGGUGCCAAUAGCUGUUGCAUUAUUUACCCAUGCCGUACGCUUCAGAAGAGAGCGGCUGCACGCAAGCGUUUUGUUUGAUUUGACGCAGAUCAUGCUAAGUUGAACUGUGCCGCGCACGGGUAUAUUCAGUAAUGUAUGUGUGUAUAUAGGCUACAGUAUAAAUAUAUAUACAUGUGUAUGGAAAGCAGAAAAAACGAACUUAAAAAGCACGAUUUUAGAGUUAUUUAUAUAAAUGUCUAAAAUUGCACUAUUUUUAACAGCAGUCCACAAAUCACGCGGGUCUCCUGGAAAGACAUUAUUUGUUGGACUGAAGUUUGUGUUUGGAGCGUGUUGAAGCGAGUGCGUUGACCUGUUGCCCUUAACUACAAACCCAUCGAUGAGGACGGAUCUAUCGAACACCUUUGCUUCACAGCUCGACUGAACAAAUCAGCUGAGGGUUCUAGUGAUCAACCGAAGUCGUCUGAACUAGUCGUGGAACUAGUGGAAGAGGCUUUAAGAAUACUAGUUUGUAGCGUAGUUUAAUAUCAGAGCCCUUCAACUCUGUGUAUUUGCCUUAAGCUUGAUUUUAGAUUCUAGAGCUGUGCGUCAGCUACAUUCACAAUCAUUGAUGUUUCCAGCAGAAGUCCCAAACGUGGAUGAGAUUUCUUCUGCUCCUGUCCAGCUCGGGCGUCUCUGAAAGCACUUUAAAGACGUGGGAGGAAAUCUGUUUUGUUGAGAGGGGGAAAAAUGGAAAGGAAAUAAAUAUGCAACUGCUCCCUCGUUGGUUGGAACUUGUGAAAUUCGCUGGUACACAAGCAGCCCGUCUGAUUCUGAGUCAGUGAAUCAAUCAGUAUGGAACACAAUCUCAUUCAUACGCUGCCAAAUAAUGACUCGCGAGACGGUCGAUGGGUUUGCGUCCAGCUUUUGGUGAAGUCCCGUGAAUCAUUUUAAUUCCGACCAAUGAGGGAAUAUCGGGUGGAAUUUUGUUCAUUUUUACUCUAGGGAAACGGCGCUAAAAGAAGGUCAGCCUCAGGCGGGUUACACUUAUCAAACCCGUCUCCGAACACAUGAUCUAAUCUAAUGAAAAUGAUCCAUUCGAAUAAAAUCAUCUCUUGGCUAAAUGAGUUUCUUAAAGGAACAGAUCACCCAAAUAUGAAAGUUCUGUCAUCAUUUGGUCACUCUGCAGAAAUAAAGUCAUGCCUCUUUAGAAUGACAUGAGUGUGAGUUUGUUUUUCAUUUUGGGUGAACUGUCCCUUUAAGAGUGUUUAAAUUGAUAACCCUCUCUGCAGUUUGACAGAGACGCCCGCCAGCGUGUCCUGAUCCGUAGGUCACGUUAGCUGGCACCCGGUCAGCCAAUCAGGUAGCGGCUAACAGGAAGCGAUGUUGUAUGGAUGGUGAUGAUAUGGUAGUUUAGUGGAGAGAGUUGCAAUAUACCGACUAUUUGCCUUUUGAUAAUGUAGUUUGUUGUUUAGUUAAAGAUAAAGUAAGUUGUUUCUGUUGCUUUUUCUCGUAAAGGUCAUGUUUUUGCGUUCGAGGUUAAUGCAAGAUUUAUUAUGUUUUUGUAUGCAAAUAAAUAAUGUUAACUUACUCUUUGCUUUAGUUUCCUUCAGAUCGUUUCAUUGUCAGAUAUUGUUUAAGAAAAUAGUUCAAAUGUGUUAGUGUCCCUUCUCAAAAAAAAAAGUUCAUAUCUCUGUGUGCCUUCGAGUAGCCAGUAAAAAAACCCAUGUGUGUGUGUUUUUAGUGCAUUCUGUUGCCUUCAUAUCCAAAACUGCCCCAAUAAUUUAAAGAUGUUAUCAUACAAAUCUGCAUCAACAUGCAUUUAUGUACUUUUGGUUUUGGCAAAAUUUAAGCACAAAUUCGUUCACAAAACAUUUAGGCAAAUAACUGUUCCUGCAUUUGAAUCAGGUUCCAGUUCAUCUCUGUGUCGCUUUAAGCUCAGUUCAGACGAAUCGGUUAAUCUGGAGUCACUUCGGUUUCAUCACACACUUUUGGGGCUUUGUUUUAGUUCAUCUGUUUUGUCGGACUGUGAUUCUCUGGGUUCUUAAUCAAAUAACAGGAGCUUUCCAAGUUAAAAGACAUUUCCAAAGAAGCACUUUCUCUGUCAAACCCUUUAACAUGGGUGAAGGGUCAGAAUGAAUCAUUAUCUCUUGUGUGUCUUGUUUUAAGAAUUAAAGUGAUGCUAGCCAUUUAUCAUUUCUGUGCGUUUACAGUAUGAACAUGAUAUUUUCUCUUUCUGUCUGUCACAUGUAUGUGCAUGUCUUCAGCUGUAAUCACCACACAGACGCCUGUUAUUGUCAACAAUAACCAUUUACUUUUAACUGUUUUGUUUAUUUUUAUUUAUAUCAUAUCCUGAAAAGUGUUACCAGAUUUGAAUCGAUGUUGCUAUACGAGCGGGGGGGCAGUGUUUAAAACACACCAGGUUAUACAAUCUGAUACAUUUCAAUUAGCUGCCAAUUAAACAAAUAAACAUUUUAUAAAAAUA
Molecule: messenger RNA, 3958 nt
Organism: Triplophysa dalaica
Lineage: Eukaryota; Metazoa; Chordata; Actinopteri; Cypriniformes; Nemacheilidae
Gene: pmepa1
Product: prostate transmembrane protein, androgen induced 1
Exons: 4
Coding region: 283-1146 (287 amino acids)
Biological process (GO): negative regulation of transforming growth factor beta receptor signaling pathway
Cellular component (GO): early endosome membrane; Golgi membrane
Molecular function (GO): R-SMAD binding
Source: RefSeq, a predicted model, not a curated record